Messenger RNA from Laccaria bicolor S238N-H82, 237 nucleotides. RefSeq lists its product as uncharacterized. Gene Ontology annotation, cellular component: mitochondrion; cytoplasm. The transcript has a single exon. Gene Ontology annotation, biological process: protein refolding; cellular response to unfolded protein. Gene Ontology annotation, molecular function: heat shock protein binding; ATP-dependent protein folding chaperone; misfolded protein binding. NCBI's taxonomy places the organism in Eukaryota, Fungi, Basidiomycota, Agaricomycetes, Agaricales, Hydnangiaceae. The annotation marks the transcript as partial. The record is from RefSeq and is a predicted model, not a curated record.
GCAAUCCAACGUGUUCGUGAAGCCGCCGAGAAGGCCAAGAUUGAAUUGUCGUCGACCAUGCAAACCGAAAUCAAUCUUCCUUUCAUCACAGCUGACGCCUCGGGUCCAAUGCACAUCAAUAAGAAGCUGAAUCGUUCUCAAUUCAAAGCUCUCAUUGGACCUCUUGUUCAACGCACCAUUGAGUCUUGCAAGAAAGCUCUGAGUGAUGCUCGUGUCAAGGCCCACGAGAUUAGCGAC